This is a messenger RNA of Lachnellula hyalina, 720 nucleotides long. RefSeq lists its product as uncharacterized. Bases 1 to 720 code for a protein of 239 amino acids. Lineage: Eukaryota; Fungi; Ascomycota; Leotiomycetes; Helotiales; Lachnaceae. The transcript has a single exon. The record is from RefSeq and is a predicted model, not a curated record.
AUGCGUCCGUCACAAAAUCCAUCUGGAUCUAACUCUCGUUGGGCAAGAGGAUUACCGUCCUCGAGGCUCGAUGCGAAUGCCUACUUCCGCAGCGAAGCAAGAAGGCUUGCACCUAAUCCCCGUCAAGGUUUAUCUAAUAUGGACGACCUAUACCAGCGAAUGGACUUGGGGGGUUCGGGAAACAGCUUCCCCGCUUCAUCUCAGCGUCAACCAUGUGCUAGCACCUCUUCCCACCUUCCCCUACUCGAACAUAUGGGCACCACUCGUCUUCCUUUACUCGAUCAUACGAGAACCUCGCAUCCAACACAGAGACCUACUGGUCACUCAGGUGAAUCCAGUCGGAGAUCCGAUUCCGAACACAAUACACGAAUGGCCACACGACAAACACAAUACCAGCAGCUUCCAUUGCAAGACCAGCAAGACCAGGAACAGUGGGCGCAAAAUCAGUUGUCACAAAGCUGGGAUAAGUGUGAUCAGGGAUACCAGUGGAUUAGAGAUAUUGGGGGUUAUCGAUGUUCAGGGGGGUCUCAUUUUGUAACUGAUGAGUUGGUUGCUGAGGGGAAAGGCUAUUACUUUCAGAAGACUACAACACAACGUGGGGCUUUUUAUUCAACUGCUUGGACUGGACCACUUGAUCGGAGAACUCACCACACAGUCUUGAAUUACCUCAAGUACCAACACCCCCCCAAUUCGUUUGCUACGAGGGGAUGGAGACCUUAG